This is a messenger RNA of Nanorana parkeri, 1050 nucleotides long. RefSeq names its product urokinase plasminogen activator surface receptor-like. The record is from RefSeq and is a predicted model, not a curated record. Gene Ontology annotation, cellular component: plasma membrane. NCBI's taxonomy places the organism in Eukaryota, Metazoa, Chordata, Amphibia, Anura, Dicroglossidae. The transcript is spliced from 7 exons. Bases 1 to 1050 code for a protein of 349 amino acids.
AUGAUAUCCUUUGUGGAGAAACAGGAGAAAGGGCUGGCCGAUGACACAGAUGAUCUCUCCACUGGCCGGCGGCUGCUCAUCUUCUGCUUGCCACCCUGGACUAAAAGGACAGCUGCUGUGGGCCCCUGUCUUCCUCUGAAAUGCAACCAGUGUACUGGAAGACCAUUUGAUUGUGUAGAGUCUACUCAACUAUGUACCCUCAACCAGACCAGCUGCAUGUCACAGUCCUUCACCUACGUAGAGAAUGGGACCAGCACGGAAUGGACAUACAAGGGCUGUUCUCAGGGACUCAGGUGCAACGAGUCGGUGUACGUAGACAUGGGAUAUAGGAAAACGUAUAUAAGUUCUCAGUGCUGCAUCUCAGAUAUGUGUAACAGCGGCACGUACUACGCUCGUGUGCCCGUGGCUGUACUAUAUUGCCAGACAUGUCAGGGGAACAGCGCCAGCUGUGCCAGCACCAACCUGACCACAAUCCAGUGUGCUGGGGUGCAGGACCGAUGUAUAACCCUCUCCACCGUCUAUAACAAUGUUUCCAGCUCAGAUGUAGUGAUCAAAGGCUGCGGAACUGGAAAUCUCUGCGGACGACGACUGCAUUAUAACACCGGAGGGGUAAAAGUCUAUUCGGAGAUGUCAUGCUGCGGGUACAACAAGUGCAACCAGGGUGUAAAUACAGUGACAGUGAACACACUAGUGAACACAACUCUGAAUGGUCUGCAGUGCUAUGCAUGCAAUGAGACGGGCAAAGGAGAAUGCACUACACCGACCACCGUCUCGUGCACAGGGAGCAUGACCUCAUGCCUGGAUGUAUUAGGCUAUCCCCGGGGGAACACUCUGAUGCGUGGCUGCUGCUCCACAGACGUGUGUUAUGGCCUAUCAGCUUCCAUGUCCCUCCAGGCCAGCCAGAAGUUGUACUGCUGCAAUGGCAACCUGUGUAACAAUGGAAAGAUCACAUCAUAUUUCUCAUCUGGAACAACCAUGGCACGCGGCAGGGUCUACAUCAUAGCCGGCGCUUUGUUGGUGCUUGUGGAACUUCUACGGACGUUACUUUAA